Molecule: messenger RNA, 1816 nt
Organism: Bactrocera dorsalis (oriental fruit fly)
Lineage: Eukaryota; Metazoa; Arthropoda; Insecta; Diptera; Tephritidae
Exons: 2
Coding region: 44-1816 (590 amino acids)
Source: RefSeq, a predicted model, not a curated record
GGUCAAUGAGUAUCCACGACGAGUUUUAACUUUAACUGGUUUUAUGGUUGUUGCAGCUAAGAUUCGCACCCGCCUCUGUGCAGCAAAAAACGCACGCCAACAAACACAAGGAAGGUUCGACGUCGAGAAGCUGCAAUCACAACAGACAGCCGAACGAUUCUCUACUCGGCUUGCACUCCUGCUCUCUGAGAGCACUCGUCAACAACUCGGUAUAAGGGAACUGUGGGACGGCAUUUCAAACUCCUUACGUACAGCUGCAACCGAAACCAUUGGUUUUCGGAAAGUGCAAAAGAACAGCUGGUACGACGAAGAGUGCCGUGUCGCAGCGGAGAGAAAACAGGCUGCCUACCUCGCAACGUUACGAUCGACCACAACACGUGCGGGAUGGGAUAGAUACCGAGAGUUGAAGAGGGAAGCGAGACGCAUUUUCAGACAGAAGAAGAAAGAGGCCGAAAUGCGUGAGUACGAGCAGCUUGACAAGCUGGCCGACAGGGGUAAUGCUCGAAAAUUCUACGAAAAAAUGCGGCGGCUUACAGAAGGUUUCAAGACCGGAGCAUACUCCUGUAGAACCCCCCAAGGUGAUCUAGCCACCGAUGCCCAGAGCAUACUUAAAUUAUGGAGGGAACACUUCUCCAGCCUGCUGAAUGGCAGUGAACGCACAACACCAAGAGAAGGCGAACCCGAUACCCCAAUCGAUGACGAUGGAGCAGACGUUCCAUUGCCCGAUCAUGAAGAAGUUCGAAUAGCAAUUGCCCGUCUGAAAAACAACAAAGCGGCAGGGGCCGAUGGAUUGCCGGCCGAGCUAUUCAAACACGGCGGCGAAGAACUGAUAAGGAGCAUGCAUCAACUUCUUUGUAAAAUAUGGUCGGACGAAAGCAUGCCCAACGAUUGGAAUCUAAGUGUGCUCUGCCCAAUCCAUAAAAAAGGAGACCCCACAAUCUGCGCCAACUACCGUGGGAUAAGCCUCCUCAACAUCGCAUAUAAGGUUCUGUCGAGCGUACUGUGUGAGAGAUUAAAGCCCACCGUCAACAAACUGAUUGGACCUUAUCAGUGUGGCUUCAGACCUGGUAAAUCAACAACCGACCAGAUAUUCACCAUGCGCCAAAUCUUGGAAAAGACCCUGAACGAGGACAAGACGAAAUAUCUCCUGUCAUCAAACAAACAGUCGUCGCACUCGCGACUUGGCACUCACGUCACUGUUGACAGUCAUAACUUUGAAGUUGUAGAUAAUUUCGUCUAUCUUGGAACCAGCGUAAACACCACCAACAAUGUCAGCCUAGAAAUCCAACGCAGGAUAACUCUUGCCAACAGGUGCUACUUCGGACUAAGUAGGCAAUUGAGAAGCAAAGUCCUCUCCCGACAAACAAAAACCAAACUCUAUAAGUCACUCAUAAUUCCCGUCCUGCUUUAUGGUGCAGAGGCCUGGACGAUGUCAACAACAGAUGAGUCGACGUUGCGAGUUUUCGAGAGAAAAGUUCUGCGAAAGAUUUAUGGUCCUUUGCGCGUUGGCCACGGCGAAUAUCGCAUACGAUGGAACGAUGAGCUGUACGAGAUAUACGACGACAUUGACAUAGUCGCGAAAAGACAGCGGCUACGCUGGCUAGGUCAUGUUGUCCGGAUGGACGAAAACACUCCAGCUCUGAAAGUAUUCGACGCAGUACCCGCCGCGGGAAGCAGAGGAAGAGGAAGACCUCCACUCCGUUGGAAGGACCAAGUGGAGAAGGACCUGGCCUCGCUUGGAAUAUCCAAUUGGCGCCACGUUGCGAAAAGAAGAAACGACUGGCGCGCGGUUAUUAACUCGGCUAUAAUCGUAUAA